AUGACAGUGCGGUUAACUCCAAUUUGGGAUUCCGCGGUGGAGGCAUUGCAGCAGAUUGGGGAAGUGAAAUCUGGCGAGGAAGUCAUAUGCGAUAUUGCGUUCGACUGGAUAGAAUCUCCAUCUAAGCGAUGGGAAGGUUCGCAGAAGGAAGCUAUAGCUUCACCAAAUACAGGCCUCACAGAUUUUGAGUGCUGGAACCUGUCCAGUUUGCACAGAAAAGCCGAAGAGGCAGAACGUGUAUUGAGAUGCUAUUCCGAAAUCAUGUCAGAACAUUUCGAAGUUAGCCAGAGUUUAGUGUCCGCCAUGCCUGCUAACGCAAGGUCUCAAGCACUCAAAGUCUUCUCAGCUACGCCUGGUAUAGUAGAGAAAAGAUCUCGAAAAUUAGUGCCUUACUUACUGUCGUGGACAAGAGAUAUCGAGGAGCAAGAUGACAACGAAAUCGAAUCGUCUGAACAGCUUUCUGGCGGAUCCUGGUCCCUCUUUGACAAGAAAGCUCUUUUGGGUGUAUUUGGUCAAUUUUCAAACCCCAAGGUGUUGUACCAAAGCCAACAGGUUUACGACGUGCUUCUCGGUCUACUUGCCAAUGGUGACGUAGAAGUCCAGAAGUCUUCUCUCAAAGCUAUCUUGACUUGGAAGCAAGAGGGAGUUAAGCCUUACCAAGAAAAUCUAGAAUACCUUCUUGACGAAGCCAGGUUUAAAAACGAGCUGACUGUGUUGUUUCAAGGCGAACAGCAGAUUCGACUAGAACACCGCUCCGAGCUCAUGCCUGUACUACUCAGACUUCUCUAUGGAAGGUCAAUUUCAAAGAAGGGAACUGCAAGUGGACGCCACGGUCUUCAUGCUACUAGACUGGCUGUUUUAAGACAGCUAAGUAUUGAAGACAUGGGGGAAUUCCUUGAUAUUGCCCUUGGUAAUCUUCGUGGGAUUAGGGUUCUCGAGGAUACUCAGCUACGCGAAAACAUUUUUGAUGACGAAGUAUUGACUGUGAGAAAGCAGGUUGGAUUUCUCAAUAUGAUGGAGGCCAUAAUCAACGAGAUGGGCACUGGUGUUGUCUCCUUUGCCGAUAAGAUCCUCAAUGCAGUACUCUAUUGCCUCAUACUCUCCUCGCGAAAGUUAAACCAGAACAAUGAGGACGCGGAAGAAGAUCUACCCGCACAAAGUUCUCUUCUUCGAGUUGUCAGGAGCACAUCCCUCAAGUGUCUGAUUGCAUUGAUUCGGAAUGCCCCUGGUUUUGACUGGACACCUUAUAAAGAUUUGCUUAUUAAAGAGGUUGUAAGCCCGCGUCUGGAGAAGCUUCCAACGGAAACAACUCAAGACGGCUUUAUUUCUCUCAUUGACAAACGCAUCAUUGGCAAGUUAAUGGAAUGUCUUAAACUUGAGAAAACCAAGGAUGAAGUCAAGAUUUUUGCACUGAGUAUUGUACGCAGUCUAGUCGGAAUUUCUCAGCAACCGGCUAUAGAAUCCGAAUUCAAUGAGUUGAUACAAGAAGAAAUCCUAGACCCUAAUGUUAACGUCAUACUAGAAAGUAUCGGUGUGGCUCUGACAUCCAAAGGAGAAGUGAGCCGGGAUUUACUCAUGGCAUGUGUUGAGUGUGUGGUAGAGUUAUCUCCAGUUAUUCAAAAGUCGGCUCAUGUCACAGAUCUCAUCGACAUUUCAGUCUCUCUUCUCAAUCAACCCUCACGACGUGUUAAUCCUAAAGCCAAGGGACUGGUCCUUGCAAUGCUGGAAAAUUUUAUCAAGCUCGCAGGAGCGGAUCUUCGCACAGAGUUGAAAGACCAGAUCUAUUCGACAAUAGCAUCUCUCUUUGGGUUCUUCAAGGACCGUGUCAACCGACAAGCGUUGUCAAAUGUGUUGGCAGUAUUAUACCCAGACGACCCGUUAUGUCUUGAAUUAUCUUCACUUUGUGCAGAUCUGAAUUCUUACGACAGCAGCCGCGUGGAUGAACCAGAUUAUGAAAAACGACUGUCAGCUUUUAAUGCUAUUUUGCGUGCUAGAGAUAUACCCUACACGCCGCGAGACUGGGAGCCGUUAAUACAUAACAUGACUUUUUACAUCAAGCACGAUGAGGAGUAUGGGAUUCUAUCUGCGAAUUCUGCUGAUGGCCUAUGCAAAUUUAUAGAGACCGUUGCGUGCUCGAAGGGUGAAGAGCAGGAUAAAUUCUAUGAUAUGCUGUCAAAUAUCUUGAUGCCAUCUCUAUACUCCAACGCGCGGGAAUCAUCAGAGACUGUGAGACGAGAGACUGUGAAGGUAUUUGGAGUUUUGGUAUCACGAAUACCUUCUUGGCCUCCAAUUGCUGACCUUGUGGCAAUCAGCCCCGAGCCGGACGAGGGUGACCCGGACCCAAGUUUCUUUAACAAUAUCCUCAGUCCCGCAGCAGCACGUCAGAUGCGAGCACUGCAGCUAUUAACUAAGGCUAGCCUGCACACGUCUUUGAAUAGCAAACACUUAACCCACUUCUUCAUACCUCUCCUCGAACAUUUUAUCUUCGGUCGAGAGGAGGGGAGUGACGACCAUGGUGUGGGAGCUCAGGCCGCAACAACAAUUGCUGAUAUAGCCUCAUCUCUAGAAUGGCCACAGUAUCGUGCCGUCCUCCGCAGAUAUAUCAGCUACAUUGAGUCGAAACCGGAACUCCAGAAACAGUUGAUCAGACUUCUCGGUAAAUUCGUGGACACCCUUGCAAUGGUGGCGGCGGAAAGGAGUCAAGAUGCGAUGGAAGUUGAUUCUAUGGCUGCCUUAGAGAUACCGAGGAAAUGUAAAUUGGCAACUACAAUGCCGGCGCACGAGAAGUUGAACGAAGACAUUUUGACCAAUAUCCUCCCACCUCUCUUGGAGUAUAUUCAUGAGAAAGAUGAAACUAUGGUUAGUUCGCGUGUUCCUGUCGGCAUCAUCAUUGUAAAGAUCUUGAAGGUGUUACCAAGCGAGUCGCUUAACCAAAAGCUGCCCGGAGUCCUUACGGAUAUUUGCCAUAUCCUACGCAGCAAGGCUUGGGAUUCAAGAGAGAUGGCGCGGAGCACACUCGCGACCAUGACCUCGCUUCUUGGGCCAUCUUAUUUUGGGUUCGUCCUCAACGAGCUUAGAGGUGCUCUCACGAAGGGAUAUCAACUACACGUCCUGUCGUAUACAAUGCAUACUAUCCUGGUUCAUGUCACGCCCCAGUUCCGAGCGGGGGAUCUUGAUUAUUGCCUCGAUAAGAUUGUUAGCGUCAUAAUGGACGACAUAUUUGGCGUCGUAGGGCAGGAGAAAGAUGCAGAAGAAUAUGUUAGUGAAAUGAAAGAGAUUAAGAGCAGCAAGAGCCAGGAUUCGAUGGAACUUAUUGCACGAACUGCUUCUAUUAACCACCUAGUCGACCUUGUUCGACCUCUUCAGUCUCUAUUACUUGAGAAACUCAACCUCCGCAUGGUACGGAAAAUUGACGACCUAUUGUCGAGGAUAACUUCUGGCUUGCUGAGCAAUUCUGCCGCUGAUAGCCGGGACACCUUGGUGUUCUGUUACGAGGUCAUUCAGCAGGUGUAUGAAAGCCACAAGCCGCGCUCAGAGUCAAGACUUGACCCGAAACUUAGGCGUUAUCUUAUCCAGAAAGGUGCCAACAAAAGUGGUGAUCGCAGUACUACUAGCAAGUAUACAUACAAAUUGGUUAGAUUUGCCGUUGACGUUCUGCGGUCUGUACUAAAAAAGUACGAUAAUAUUCGUAACGCGACCAAUAUCACGGGAUUUAUACCAAUCUUGGGUGAUGCUCUAGUUGGAGGCGAAGAAGAAGUUAAGAUAGCGACCUUCAAGCUCCUAACCGUUCUUGUUAAAGUUCCGUUUAAGACCGACGAUUCUACAAAGCUCUACAAAGUAGCUUCGAAAGAGGCUUCGAAAUGCAUCUCGGCAUCUACUUCGACUGCAACAGAUCUCGCGCAAAGCGCUCUUAAACUUAUGUCGGUCAUCAUCAGAGAUCGCCGUGAUGUUGCUCUCAAAGACGCAGCCGUUGAUAUGCUCCUCGGGAAAGUCAAGGACGACCUAACAGAACCUCUAUAUCGUCAUGUUACGUUCAAUUUUCUGCGAUCAGUUCUUGAUAGGAAAGUUGAGACUGCUACUGUUUAUGAUAUCUUAGACUACGUCGGAGGUAUCAUGAUCACGAAUGAUGACAAAGACACACGAGACCUAGCUCGGGGCGCAUUCUUCCAGUUCCUUCGUGACUACCCCCAGAAGAAGAACAGAUGGGCUAAGCAGCUUAGCUUUAUCGUGGCAAAUCUGAAAUAUGAGAGGGAAGGUGGUCGUCUCUCCGUCAUGGAGAUUGUUCAUCUUCUAUUGAUGAAAUCUGCCGAUGACUUCGUGCAGGAAAUUGCGACAACCUGUUUCAUCCCUCUAGUUUUCGUCUUGGUCAACGACGACAGCGAAAAGUGUCAACUGGCAGCCGGCGAAUUGCUUAAAGAGGUCUUUCGAAAAGCAGAUAAAGAGCGAACAUCGAAAUUUCUGUCGCUCAUGCGGGCUUGGAUAGAGCAGGAUGACAACUCUUCGGUCUUACAAUUAGCGGUCCAAGCGUUUACGCUAUAUUUCGAAGGCAGGGAACCUGCGUCUAGAGAUCGUAAAGACUUAGAUCUCCUGCUCGAGACGUCAGCUGAUGUUUUGGGCGUCCUUAGCCCAGCAACUCUAAAGAGAUGGAAAAGGAGACUGCAAAAGAAAAACAGUUCUACACCUUUUAGUGAUAACGACGGGAAAAGUCUUACUGAGAACCCCGUGGAACUGGACGAGGCUCUAGCUGCCGAAGUUAGCCGUGUCGUUCUGAUGCUGAGCAAAUUCUUAGAUAUUGGCUCGGUAGAUUCUGAAUCUUCCGACAACGAUCCAGACAGCUCUGAAGACAGCGAAGAUGAGUGGGGUGGUAUUGAUGACGGCGAAAAGGAGAAGGCUUAUAACAUCACUCUCCAUACGUUAUUUGUCUGGCUGUCUGAAAUUCUCGUUGAAGAGACGCCGCCUAAAGCUGAUGCUCUUAUCCCUAAAGUCGCGGCACUGGAUAUAAUAUCCAUCUUGACUUCGACGCUGCCUGAAACGUCCUUGCGACCCUCGCUCAACAUCCUACUCACGCCACUACAUCAUCUUACCGAUCCUUCGAUCCCGACACCUUUCUCGCUUAACGAGGUCUUCAAGAUGCGAUAUGAGGGGUUAAAGACGAAAGCAGAGGAAACUAUGGAGGUUCUACAGAAGAAGUUCGGCACUGCCGAAUACACGAAGGAACUUCUGGCCGUGCGCGACCGCGCUAGAAACCGUCGCGAGAGCAGGUCGAAAAAGAGGAAGAUCGAGGCCGUGACGCAGCCUGAGCGCUUCGGUCAGUGGAAGAAAGGCCGUUUGGACAAGAAAGUCAAGCGCAAGAAGGAGAGAGGGUUGGAGAAUCGGAAUCGUCGAAGAGAAUAUUAG
This is a messenger RNA of Daldinia childiae, 5397 nucleotides long. RefSeq names its product U3 small nucleolar RNA-associated protein 20. The record is from RefSeq and is a predicted model, not a curated record. The transcript is spliced from 3 exons. Lineage: Eukaryota; Fungi; Ascomycota; Sordariomycetes; Xylariales; Hypoxylaceae. Gene Ontology annotation, cellular component: 90S preribosome; small-subunit processome; nucleolus. The coding region runs from base 1 to 5397 and encodes 1798 amino acids.